GUGGUGGGAGAGCGUAAUGCCACCAAGCCAGAAGCUGCCUUUCACAGCGAACGCACAACUGACAGCACUGCUGCCACUUUAUCUUCCUCCUCCCCCGCCGUUUGCACCCCCAUCACUCUCUCACAGACGGCGAUGGGAACUGAGCAUGAGGCGCCGCUGACUGCGGAGGGUGAAGAGAAGACGCUCAAAAAAUGGGCAGAAGCACAGCUGAUGGAAAGAACAGGCGCAUGAAUCAAAGAAGGGAGCAUGAGAGGAAAAAAAGCAUCGGCAUGGAAAUAAGAAAAGGAAAAAAUUAAAAAAAGAGGAACCAAGAGAUGGAAGGCUCAAGCAUUUCUCAGAUAUGGAGCCAGUCUGACCGUUGCUGCUUGGAUCUGCAUAACAGGAGAAGGAUGGCAGUGAACGGACCUGGGCUUGCAGCAAACCGCCAGCAACAGACUCUCUGCUCCUUUCUGCCAAAAGCAGCAGCAACACGGCGCUAUUAGAAUCAGGUCUCUUGGGAUAAAGCGCCGAGACAGACUGCAACACCGGAGCCCCCGUCACACAUGUUCGUACCGCGCACAGAGACACAGGUAUGCACAUUACACGAAUCUGGGAGAAAGCAAUGAUUGUCUGGAAUAAUCCAUUCUCAGUGAUGACUGAAGCAUAAUCCGUCGGAGGAAAAGAAGAUUUGUCUCAUGAUGCGGAGGAAAUGGAGGACAUGAAACAACAACCCCCAGCUGUAUGCGACUUGGACAAGAGCAGGAGGGUGACUGGUGUGUGCAGAUUUAAUUUCAUUACACCCAGGAGUGAUGGAUGCAAGAAAAGAGACAAGUUCAUAAAAUAAAUUGGGUAACCACAAGGCAUCAAAGAGAUUUGCAUACAUGGAGGCGAUAUGAGCAAGCGUGAAAAGCCCUGAAGCAUCGGAGUGCGAAAGCUGCGAGCAACUGAACCAGGAGAACCAUGCAGUGGAGACGCCGCCACUGUUGUACACACACAGCUAAACUCCUGUAUCUCCUCUCGGUGUUGGGCGUGCUGCUUUUCCUGGUCCACCAAGUGUGGCUUCCUAAGCUCGGCGGGACGCCGUGGUGGCGGGGCUACGUCCUGGUGCCUCAGGGGGAUCACACCAGCGCGGUCAGAUGGAACGCCAGCAUCCAACAUUCACGACUGAGCUUUGCGUCUCAAUCUCAGCUAACUUUCAAGGCUGAAGCCAACGCGAGCUCCCCGGAGAAGCAGGACACUCCUCUCCCUAAAGGCGAGCCGCACUUGGACAACAAUGGCUCGGCCAACGGCAGCCAAAGUGAGGACCGAGACUUCAACGGCACAAUAACUAACGGGCCCUUCCGUUAUAUUAUCAAUGAACCGGACAAGUGUGCCGCGAACCGGCCGCCGCCGUUUAUCGUGCUGCUGAUCGCCACCGAAGCUCGAGAGGUGGAAGCCAGGAACGCUAUACGCCAGACGUGGGGAAGUGAGGAUGUCGCCCCGGCUCUGGGAUUCAUCCGGCUCUUUCUCCUGGGGAUGAAAGAGGGCGAACUGGGACUCGUGCAGCAGAAGAUGCUGCAGGCCGAGAGCCAGAGGCAUCAGGAUAUCAUUCAGCAGGACUUCCUGGAUUCCUACAAAAACCUGACAUUGAAGACGUUGAUGGGAAUGAACUGGGUCUCCAUGUACUGCCCACGGGCCAGUUACGUCAUGAAAACGGACAGCGACAUGUUUGUCAACACAGAGUACCUCAUUUACAAGUUGCUCAGACCAGAGCUGAAGCCCAAGAAGAACUACUUCACAGGCAACAACAUGAGGGGCUUCGCGCCCAACCGAAACAAGAACAGCAAGUGGUACAUGCCGCCGGAGCUGUACCCCGGCGACAAGUACCCCACCUUUUGCUCUGGGACCGGAUACGUGUUUUCAGGAGACAUCGCGAGGAAAAUCUAUCAAGUUUCUCUGAGGAUCCAUCACCUGCACCUGGAGGAUGUGUUUGUUGGAAUCUGCCUGGCCAAGCUGAGAAUCGAGCCCACCCCUCCGCCCAACGGCUUCCUGUUCAACCACUGGCGGGUUUCUUACUCCAGCUGCAAGUACAGCCACCUGAUAACGUCGCACGGCUUUCACCCAAACGAAGUACUCAAGUACUGGCAUCAUCUUCAAAGCAGCAAACGCAACGCCUGCCUCAACACGCUCAAAGAGCGAUCAGGAAGAACGCACGGCAGAAUCAAUGCACAGAAACCGGCUCAUUGACUGAAACAAUGCGGAUUACAUUUGGUGAAGAGUCCAGGUCUCAUAUUCCCAUCUUAACUGGACAUCCGGUGACUUAGCAACUGGCCUCUUAUUUACACAGCAUCUCAAUACAAAUACAGAGUAAGGAAUGAUGACACAAUCAACAAUUGUCGCCAAUUUUGUACAAAUGAAAGUUGUCUAUCGGAGGGAAACCACGGAGGGUUAUGAACACAUUCCAUCACACUGAAAAACACGACUUUCCCUGUGUUUCAAAAGCACAUUGGUCGAAUAUUAGACCAAUCGUACAUGCCUGACAAACUGAACCAUACGGCGGACACUGCAAUGAAGCAUUUCCAUAUUUGUACAAGUCUAAAGGAGUCAAAAGCACAGUUUCUAAAACAGCACCAGCACCAGGUUGAAACUGCUGCAGUCCUACAUAUAAAACAUUUAAAAAAAAAAAGGAAUUAUGCAAGAAUAAUUCCAACUCGAAAUGUACUACCAAGUUUGCGUUCUGUAGUUUGUGCCAACUAUUUUGAAAAAGUAAAAUAUAGACCAGCAAACAUUCUUUGUUAUGAUCUAGAAACGUGCCGUUUUUAACUGACCAUGUCUCUAAAGCACAAGAGAGCUGUAAAUGUGCCGUGAUGAUGUUUAAGUGGAUAAACCACCGAUCUUACCGUCACUGACUUCAGGGUCAUACCGUGGUACGUCCCCAUGGUAUCAAUUUUGAAACCCUCCGUUUCUAGAAGGGGGAAGAAGAAGAAAAAAAUGUUAUGGCAGCACAAAAUAGCUUAUUUUAAUAUUGCAUAAGUAAUACAUGAAUAUAUAUAUAUGUUAUGAUUGCAUCUUUCAGGUCUUUUUUGGUAUAUUAAGCUCCAUGUUGCCAAAACUAUGUAAAAAGUUUUAAGCUUCUAUUUACUGACUUUUCCAGACCUGACACUGGGAUGUUACAACACAUGGGUUAAACGGGAGGACAGAAGUUGUAAUCCGCGUCGUUGUGGCAUAAAGCAAAUGUUGUUGUGUACUUCAUGUAGCUCUGACUUGUUUGAUUAGCGUCUGAUUUAAAAGUGGUCACAUUAGUAAGUUAGAGGUAUUCUUUUAAAGUUGGAUCUGUAGAGAUUUCAGCUGUCCUUGAAUGUACGUGGAGGGAAUGGGCGUGUUUACUUGGUAAGUUGCACAGCCAGAUGUGUCCUUCAAAUGUACACAUGUGGAUAAAUCUGUUGGUACUCUUUUGAAAAGUAAAGAACUGUGAAAGACUUUUGAAAGAACCGAAAAUGACCAAAGUUA
Cololabis saira (Pacific saury) is the source of this 3468-nucleotide messenger RNA. Its product is annotated as beta-1,3-galactosyltransferase 2-like. NCBI's taxonomy places the organism in Eukaryota, Metazoa, Chordata, Actinopteri, Beloniformes, Belonidae. Gene Ontology annotation, molecular function: N-acetyl-beta-D-glucosaminide beta-(1,3)-galactosyltransferase activity. The coding region runs from base 940 to 2205 and encodes 421 amino acids. Gene Ontology annotation, cellular component: membrane. The transcript has 2 exons. The record is from RefSeq and is a predicted model, not a curated record.